Meloidogyne enterolobii is the source of this 717-nucleotide messenger RNA. The record is from the annotation of a GenBank genome assembly. Lineage: Eukaryota; Metazoa; Nematoda; Chromadorea; Rhabditida; Meloidogynidae.
AUGGCUGUUUCUAGUGGAGGCUUAGAUAACCCUUCGUUAAUGUUAGGCAGUCAACCAACAUCGGCAUUUACUCAAUUUAACAGCGGAAUGUCAAGAAAUAAUUCACAUGGAACAGAGGAUUCUAUUUGUAAUGCAGAAACAAUAAACGCUUUAGUCGAAUUAGCUAAUAGACAACAACAAUUCCAUCAACAACAGAAAUUUUCGUUAAAUUCAGCUUUGGGAAAUUUUGAGAAUACUCUCGCUGCAACAGAAUUGGCCUCUCGAAUUUCCGAUGUUGCUACUGGAAAUGGUUGUAAUCAUUCACCUUUAGGAGCAACAUUAGAGAAUACUGUUUGCAUUACUUCACAGCCAUCAAAUGUAGAAAAGAUGGAGAUAUCUGAGGAUAACGGUCCUUUAAAGGAGGAAAUUAAUAGUGUUGAGAGAGAAUUAAUGGAUGAAGAAUUAUUGGACGAAGAUUUGGGCUGUUGCCCACUUUCUUCUCCUACAAUAUCCUCUCAAUCGACUGGGGAGGCUUCAAUUACACACCAACAAAGUCCUGGGGAUGCGGACAGGGAUAGUAUUGAUACAAAUGAUCAACCAUCAGAAAUAUCCAAACCAACAACAAUUGUAAAUAUCAAACAACAAUUAUCUCCAAUAAAUAAUCAAAAAAAUACUUCAAAUAAUUCUCUUUUGUCUUCACAACCAAUGGAUGCUUCUUCAUCUUCUCCUUGCUUUUAA